This is a messenger RNA of Tilletiopsis washingtonensis, 837 nucleotides long. RefSeq lists its product as hypothetical. The record is from RefSeq and is a predicted model, not a curated record. Lineage: Eukaryota; Fungi; Basidiomycota; Exobasidiomycetes; Entylomatales. The coding region runs from base 1 to 837 and encodes 278 amino acids. The transcript is spliced from 3 exons.
AUGCCGCUCUGCACGCUGCACCUCCUCGCCCUGACGGCGGACGCCACGCCCGAGGCCUUCCUCGCCGCCCUGCGCAGCGCCGGCGUCGCCGCGCCGCUGUUCGCCGCACGCGUGCACGCGCCCGUCAUCCGCGCGCUGGCGCUCGACGGCGUGCUGCUGAGCUGGACGCCGUGGUCGCUGCUGCUGCUGCUGCCCGCCGCCGCCACGCCCGUACGCCUGCGCGACGACCCGGCGCUGGCGCGCCUCGCCGACGUCGAGUACGUCGUCACCUCGGGCGUGCCGUCGCGCCUGCUCGGCGCCUACGCCGCCACGACGCGCCGCCUCAACGCGGCGCCCCGCCCGCGCCUCCAGAGCGACGCACGCAGCCCGGCGCGCACCGUGCCGGGCAAGGUGCCGUCGACGUCGCAGAACCUCGAGCCGUCGCCCGAGCUCGAUGCGCUCAUCGAGCGCCUCGACCGCGCCGGCACGGGCGCGGCGCCGGUGUGCAUGCUCAACCUGCUCGCCUUCCGCAAGAGCAAGGAGGACGUGGCGCGCUACCACGAGUAUGGGCAGCAGUUCAACAAGGUCGCCGCGCCCUUCGGCGGCGAGCCCAAGAUUCUCGGCAGCGUCGUCAAGCCGCCGGCGCAGGCGACUGCCGCCGGCUCGUACCCGGACUCCCGAGGCCGCCCGGAUCGCACGGAGCCGUGGUGGGACGAGAUCUCCAUCGUGCACUAUCCAUCGCUGCGGCAGUUCAACGACAUGGCGAGCAGCAGCGCCUACCAAGGCAUCAAUCGCGAGCUGCGGCUGCCUAGUCUGAGGGACACGACCAUCAUCUGCACGCAAGAGAUACCCCUGUAG